This is a messenger RNA of Alosa sapidissima (American shad), 2377 nucleotides long. It is a transcript of the gene thoc3, whose product is annotated as THO complex 3. Gene Ontology annotation, biological process: mRNA export from nucleus. Gene Ontology annotation, molecular function: protein binding. Gene Ontology annotation, cellular component: THO complex part of transcription export complex. Bases 37 to 1005 code for a protein of 322 amino acids. The transcript has 6 exons. The record is from RefSeq and is a predicted model, not a curated record. Lineage: Eukaryota; Metazoa; Chordata; Actinopteri; Clupeiformes; Clupeidae.
AUACAACGACAAAAAGUAGCAGAAGAAGAAACCAACAUGGCGUCGCAGUACUACCAAGAUAUGCAAGAGAACUUUAAAAAUAACAAUAAAAGUCGUGAAUUUCCAGCUCACAGUGCUAAAGUUCAUUCAGUUGCUUGGAGUUGCGAUGGCAGGAGACUUGCGUCAGGAUCUUUCGACAAAACAGCGAGUGUAUUCGUCUUGGAGAAAGACCGGCUGGUUAAGGAAAACAACUACAGGGGUCAUGGAGAUAGUGUAGAUCAGCUGUGCUGGCACCCGACUAACCCAGAUCUGUUUGUGACGGCCUCCGGAGACAAGACCAUCAGGAUCUGGGAUGUCAGGACCACCAAAUGCAUUGCAACAGUCAGCACGAAAGGUGAAAAUAUAAACAUAUGUUGGAGCCCAGAUGGACAGACCAUCGCUGUCGGAAACAAAGAUGAUGUGGUCACUUUUAUUGAUGCAAAAACUCAUCGGUCCAGAGCUGAAGAGCAGUUUAAGUUUGAGGUGAAUGAAAUCUCCUGGAACAAUGACAACGAUAUGUUUUUCUUGACCAACGGAAGUGGCUGCAUCAACAUUUUAAGCUACCCUGAGCUCAAGCCCAUCCAGUCCAUCAAUGCCCAUCCCUCCAACUGCAUCUGCAUCAAGUUCGACCCCACAGGGAAGUACUUCGCCACGGGCAGCGCAGAUGCCCUCGUCAGCCUAUGGGAUGUGGAGGAGCUAGUGUGUGUGCGGUGCUUCUCACGACUGGACUGGCCGGUGCGAACCCUCAGCUUCAGCCACGAUGGGAAGAUGCUGGCCUCUGCGUCCGAGGACCACUUCAUCGACAUCGCUGAGGUGGAGACAGGAGAGAAGCUGUGGGAGGUGCAGUGUGAGUCCCCCACGUUCACGGUGGCCUGGCACCCCAAGCGCCCCCUGCUGGCCUACGCGUGCGACGACAAGGAGGGCAAGUACGACAGCAACAGAGAAGCUGGCACUGUUAAGCUCUUUGGACUGCCCAAUGACUCCUGAAGAAUCAGCCAUUUUUCCUCUCACUGUCACACACACACACACACACACACAGACACACACACACACACACACACACACACACACACACAGAGUCAGCCCAAGUUAGAACAGAGGUCAGAGGAACAGAGUUGACCUCUCUCUCUCUCUCUCUCUCUCUCUCUCUCUCUCUCUCUCUCUCUCUCUCUCUCUCUCUCUCUCUCUCUCUCUCUCUCUCUCUCUUUCUUUCUCUCUCUCUCUCUGUUUCUCUGUAUCUAUCUCUUUUCUUUCUCUCUCUCUCUCUCUCUCUCACACACACACACACACACACACACACACACACACACACACACACACACACACACAGAGUACAAAAGAGUCUCCAUUCUCUUGUGUGAAUGUGGUCAGACUCCUUUAUAAACAAACUGAUCAUUCACAACACACUCACAUUUGUACAUCCACGCUGUGGCAUCGUAUUACAUAACUCUCCAAGGCCUUGGUUGGUACAACAGUGAGAGGCAUGGAUAACGACCCUGGCCAGUUAUACGUUUACAGUGCAUCAGCCAUCACUGUACUGGACUUGAUCAUUUUUAUUAUCCAUUAUUAAUUCUGAUUGGUCACUGUGCUGACAUCACUCCCUUGUUGCCCUCUGCAGAUUCAGUCAUCUCUACAAAGAGCCCUCAGAGUGUUCUGUUGGGGGGGGGGGGUAUGUCUGUUGUAUGGUCUCUCAUACUGUCUGUAGUCUACCUGUUAGAGUAAAUCAUGUAUAGUUGAGAAGUCAGAGGAUACAGUCGUGGUUGUAUUUUGCAGUACAGACACAAUUGAUUUACAAGUUCUUGCCAGUCCACCUCUCAGGAUGAUAACUUGGGAAUGAAAUGCUACUCUUGAAAUAUUUUUGUAUAUCUUGAAUAACAGAGUAAAUUGAUCUCCCACUGCCCCACAAACACCCACCUUCUGCUAGUUUGGUCAGAAUACAUUUUGUUGUCAACAUGAAACGUUUAUCAGUUUAUCAGAUGGGGUUACAAGAUGGGAACCAGUGCUUUGUAAGGGCCAAAUGAAAUUACUAUGACUCAUUGCACACUAUUGAGGAUGGUUGCCUAUUCUUGAUUUUAUUUUUUCUCCAUUGUUUCCCCUUCUGCUGUUCAGUUCGACUAGUAGUAGUAGGACAGACCGUGCUGAGGCCAGAAUAGUGGAGGUACAUCAACAACCGAAAGGGUCCAAUAAGGGAUUGUCGUGUUCCCACUGAUGACCUGCAGAGGGUGAUAUUGCAUAUUUUACUGGAUUGUGUCCUCGGGCUACAUUCCGUUGUGGUUCCCCUCUCAAAUCAAAGGGGGAGUUGUAGAGCUUUGUUUUUACCUCUGGUGUUGUUUUUUUAUAUUAAAAUGUGAAAACUGUG